AUGAAAGGUUUUUUAUUCUCGGUUCUUUUGAUUUCUGUAAUUUUUAAAAUCGCUUAUUCUUGUGUAGAACUUGAAGUUAAGUUAUCUUCUCUUGUUGUCUAUGCAAGAAAAUUCAAUGUAUGCAGCCAACCGAAGAGUUCAAUACCACAAAUGGUUCUGUUUGCCAUUUCAUAUCUUGGAAUUCCACUUCAUUGCCCUAUGAACAAUAAUCCUAAUUUUUGCUAUCAAAAUGAAAAUAUUUUAACAUUUUCAAGCAAUACAAAAAAAAUAAUCUCAUAUUUUUCUAAGGACGCCCGCGAAAUGAUCUUGAAAGUUAAUAUUAUUCAUGACACUGGAAAAUCAUGCUUGAGUCUUGAUUCAAAAAUGAACGGCGGAAAAUAUCCCUAA
Messenger RNA from Clunio marinus, 387 nucleotides. NCBI's taxonomy places the organism in Eukaryota, Metazoa, Arthropoda, Insecta, Diptera, Chironomidae. The record is from the annotation of a GenBank genome assembly.